Messenger RNA from Pipistrellus kuhlii (Kuhl's pipistrelle), 2791 nucleotides. Its product is annotated as protocadherin gamma-B6-like. Gene Ontology annotation, cellular component: plasma membrane. The record is from RefSeq and is a predicted model, not a curated record. Lineage: Eukaryota; Metazoa; Chordata; Mammalia; Chiroptera; Vespertilionidae. Gene Ontology annotation, biological process: homophilic cell-cell adhesion. Gene Ontology annotation, molecular function: calcium ion binding.
UUCCCCUUCCUGCUGCUUUUGUUCUACCGCGCGUUCUGCGAGCCGAUCCGCUACUCGAUUCCUGAGGAGUUGGCCAAGGGCUCGGUGGUGGGGAAUCUCGCCAAGGACCUAGGGCUCAGUGUCCUGGAAGUGUCAGCUCGGAAGCUGCGAGUGAGCGCGGAGAAGCUGCUUUUCAGUAUAGACAGGGAGAGCGGGGACUUACUGGUGAAGGACCGAAUAGACCGCGAGCAGAUUUGCAAAGAGAGAAGAAGCUGUGAGUUGCAGUUGGAAGCAGUGGUGGAAAAUCCCUUAAACAUUUUUCAUGUCAUUGUGGCUGUUGAGGAUAUUAAUGACCAUGCCCCUCAAUUCCAUAAAAAGGACAUACAUUUAGAAAUUAUUGAAUCUGUAUCCCCAGGUGCACGAAUAUCCCUUGACCCUGCCACUGAUCCCGACAUAAACAUGAACUCAGUUAAAGAUUAUCAUAUAAGUCCUAACUCUUACUUCAAGUUAAUGGUUAGAGUUAAUUCCGAUGGCGGCAAAUACCCAGAGUUGUCUUUGGAGAAACCCCUAGACCGGGAGGUGCAGCGGUCUCAUCGCCUGAUACUGACGGCCUUGGACGGAGGGGACCCGCCACGAAGUGCCACCGUUAGAAUAGAAAUCUUUGUCAGGGACACCAAUGAUAACCCCCCGGUAUUUAGCAAGGAUGAAUAUAGAGUCAGUGUAAGUGAAAAUCUGCCCCCCGGAUCCUCCGUGCUGCAGGUGACAGCCACUGAUCAGGACGAGGGGGCCAAUGCCGAAAUAAGCUACUACUUCAGGAGCACCGCUCACAGUACGAGGCACAUGUUCUCAUUAGACGAGAAAACGGGCAUGAUUAAGAAUAACCAGUCAUUGGAUUUUGAGGAUAUGGAAAGAUACACCAUGGAAGUGGAAGCAAAGGAUGGAGGUGGUCUCUCCGCCCAAUGUAAAGUAAUAAUAGAAAUCCUGGAUGAAAAUGACAACAGCCCAGAAAUAAUCAUCACUUCUCUCUCGGAUGAGAUUUUGGAGGAUUCCCAACCAGGGACGGUCGUGGCCCUCUUCAAAACACGGGACAGGGAUUUCGGAGGAAAUGGCGAAGUCAUGUGUAUUAUAGAAGGAGACGUUCCUUUCAAGAUUUACUCCUCUUCUAAUAAUUACUACAAGCUGGUGACAGAUGGGGCCCUGGACCGAGAACGGACCCCGGAGUACAAUAUCACCAUCACAGCCACAGACAGGGGCAAGCCGCCCCUCUCCUCCAGCAGAAGUGUCACCCUAUACAUCAGGGACAUCAACGACAACGCGCCGGUUUUCCAGCAGUCAGCCUACCUGGUCCACGUGCCAGAAAACAACCCGCCAGGGGCCUCCAUAGCGCAGGUCAGCGCCUCGGACCCCGACCUGGGACCAAAUGGCCAGGUGUCCUACUCCAUCGUGGCCAGCGACCUGGAGCCGCGGGCGCUGUCGUCCUACGUGUCCGUGAGCGCGCACAGCGGGGUGGUGUUCGCGCAGCGCGCCUUCGACCACGAGCAGCUGCGCGCCUUUGAGCUGACGCUGCAGGCGCGCGACCAGGGCUCGCCCCCGCUGGGCGCCAACGUGAGCCUGCGCGUGCUGGUGGGCGACCGCAACGACAACGCGCCCAGGGUGCUGUACCCGGCGCUGGGGCCCGACGGCUCCGCGCUCUUCGACACGGUGCCGCGCGCCGCGCAGCCGGGCUACCUGGUCACCAAGGUGGUGGCGGUGGACGCCGACUCGGGACACAAUGCCUGGCUGUCCUACCACGUGCUGCAGGCCAGCGAGCCCGGGCUCUUCAGCCUGGGGCUGCGCACGGGCGAGGUGCGCACCGCCAGAGCUUUGGGCGACAGGGACGCGGCCCGCCAGCGCCUCCUGGUGGCCGUGCGGGACGGGGGACAGCCACCCCUGUCAGCCACUGCCACUCUGCUGCUGGUCUUUGCUGACAGCCUACAAGAGGCGCUGCCAGACCUCAGCGAAAGCCCUCAGCCCUCUGACCCCCAGGCUGAGCUGCAGUUCUAUCUGGUGGUGGCCUUGGCCUUGAUCUCAGUGCUCUUCCUCCUCGCGGUGAUUGUGAUUCUGGCGGUCGCCCUGCGCCUUCGACGCCCUUCUAGUACCUCUGUUUGGGGCUGCUUUCAACCUGGUCUCUGCUCCAAGUCUGGACUUGGGGUUCCCCCCAACUACAGUGAGGGAACAUUGCCCUAUUCCUACAAUCUGUGUGUUGCCCAAGCUGGAAAGACAGAGUUUAAUUUCUUAAAAUGCAGUGAACCCUUGCAUUCCACUCAAGACAUAGUUUGCGGUGAUUCUUCUGGGGCCUUAAUUUCACUUCAGAGUGGGAAUGAUUUGAGUUCGCAUCCUGAGACCCUAACACCGGUGAGUUUCAUUUUUGUGUAGUCAGUAAUAUUCUACUAGUUUCUCAUAUUUCAAGUGUACUACUUCAUUUUUAUAUCUAGAAUAAUUUUUAGAAAAUCCAUUAGUAAUCACCAUCUUGUCUUCUCAGUGUUCACUUUAGCUGAUUAUAUUUUUCAAGAUAUUUUACUUGGUUCAGAAGUUGCUCUAUAAUUUAAAAAGAAUGUUAUUCAAUUAGAGAUAUCUUUUCAAGCUGAGAUUAGCAAAACAGAGGCAGUGGUCUUGGCUUCUUACCAAAUAAAUACAUAAUAAUCUAAGUUUGCUAAGAUUUAAGAUAAAAUUUCUAUAUCCUAUUUAUAUGUUUUUAAAGUUUAAUAAUAUUCAGGCAUUAGUUAUAUAUCAAAGCAUAUGCUCCUUCCAAAAGAACCUUUAUUGCAUACAA